CUUCAACUACAUUGCUUGCUACAAAAUUCUUCAGUGUAAGUGUAAGCUGUUAGAUUAGAUUAUGACAUUCAUCUAAUUCAAUCAUCAUACAUAGGUUUUGAACAAACCAAUCAGCUUAGCUUCCCAUGCAAAAACUUCUUCUUUUAACUCUUAGCUUCUCUGGGAGCAUAAGCACGUAGGAUCGUAACUUCAUGGCAGCGCAGAAUCGUAGAAUCGCACGAUUCUAACGAUUCAAACGAUUCAACAUAAACAAAUCGAUUUCACUGCAAGCCCAUUUUUGGAGCCCAAUUCCUCUGAACAGAACACUCUCUUCAACUUCAACCCUAAAUUUCCAACCUUUAUAUAAAUGUUCUAGCUUUCCCGCGUUCUCCCUCGUAAUGCCCUAACCGCAUUUCAUCGAAAUCGUGUUAGGGUUUCUGUUUCUGCUAUUCUGAGUUCGAAAACACUAAAAAGGUCAAGUCUUUUAUCUUGUUCUGUUGACUAUUUUUGCUUUCACUUGAAAAAAUGGCUCUUGUUGGUUGUGGGAAGAGGAAGGGGAAGGAUUUGGAAGAGAAAAAUGGGGUCAUUGUGAAGAAAAGAGGGAACGAUGUUGAUCAUUCUAUCGUGGGUGAUAGUGAAGAGAUUCUGAGAAAAGAAAUAUGUCAGAAAGUUGCUACCUUUCUAGUCAUGAGUGGCAUUCCUUUGAAAGCUGUGAAAAGUGUUGAGUUUCAAAAGAUGUGGGAAUCAGUUGCACGUUGUGGCCCUGGAUACAUUGCACCUUCUAUUGAAGAUCUCAGAGGGAAGCUUUUGAAGUAUCAAGUGGCAAGAAUCAAGGAAGCAAUUGAGGAUCACAAGAUCAAGUGGAAGAGAACAGGGUGCAGCAUUUUGAUUGAUAGCUGGAAUAACGGGUAUGGAAUGACCAUAUUCAACUUCUUUGUUAACAGCCCUAAAGGUACGGUUUUUCUGAAAUCUGUUAAUGCUACUAAUGUUUGCAACAAUGUUGAUGGUAUCUUUGAGAUGAUUGAUGGUGUUAUGAAUGAGGUUGGUAUUGAAAAUGUUGUUCAAGUUGUGACAAAAAAUGAAGAUAGUUUUAAAGCUGCUGGAAAAUUGUUGAUGGAGAAAAGAAGUACUAUUUUUUGGAUGCCUUGUGCUGUUCAUUGUAUUGAAUUGAUGUUUGAGGAAUUUGAAAAGAAGUUGAAGGUUCAUAGAGAGACCAUUGCUAAUGGUAGGAGGAUUACUACUUAUAUAUAUUCCAGAGCUUCUGUGAUUGAUCUGUUGCAUUACUUUACCAAGGGAAAGGAUUUGAUUAGGCCGGCUGCGACUCGUGGUGCGACUUCUUAUCUGACUUUAGAUUGUCUCAAUCGCAACAAGGAUGCAUUGGAGAAAAUGUUCACUUCGAAAUCAUGGAAAUCCAGUGCUUUCUCAAGAUCAAGAAGUGGGAAAGAGGUUGAGAAUAUAGUUAUGGAUAGCAAGUUUUGGAAGAACAUUGAGAUUUGUUUGAAAGGUGCUAAUCCUCUUAUUAAAGUGCUUCGAUUGGUGAAUUCGGACGAAAAACCAGCCAUGGGUUUCGUUUAUAAAGAAAUGAUGCAAGCAAAAGAAAAGAUACAAAGUGCCUUCAAUUCUGUCAAGCAAAGAUACAUGCCUUUGUGGAACAUCAUUGAUGAAAAAUGGGAUAAAGAAGUUCAUAGGCCUUUGGAAGCUACUGCUUACUACCUCAACCCUCAAUUUCACUAUAGCCCUGAUUUCAAAGAUGAUUUUGAUGUUAAAUAUGGACUAUAUAGUUCUUUGUGUAGGACGGUAGCAAUUAAAGCUGAUGCAUGCACGGUUGAUCGUCACCUUGAAGAGUUCAAGAAUGCAAGAAAUGCCUUUGGAAGUGAAUUAGCCAAGUCUGCUAUUAAAACCAAAAAGCCAGCAGAGUGGUGGGACUCUUAUGGAUCUGAAUUUCCCGAGCUUCAGAAUUUCGCCAUUCGUAUACUGUCCUUGACAUGCAGUGCUUAUGGGUGUACAACCAAUUGGGAUACUUUUGAUAAGGUUCACUCAAAGAAAAGGAGUCGUCGUAGGCAGAAGACAUGGAAUGAUGUAUUGUUUGCGAUGUCCAACUUAAAAGUGACCGAUGAGAAGAAGGAAAGCAAAGCGUUUGCGUAUAGCAUGGAAGACAUUGCUUCUGAUGAUGAAUGGUAUGUAGAGAACAUUGAAAGUUCAUCUAAUAAUGAAGAACCAGAGCUGUACGAUGCAGAAUUGAUUAUUCCAGCUGAAGAUGAUACACGAAAAGAUCAAUAUGGUUAUAUAGAUGACUUGAGAAUUCCUGAUAUUGAUUCUGACUUUAAUGAUGAUGAUGAUGAUGAUGUUGCUAAUGAUGAUUAUGGAGAUGAUGAUGUCAUGGAAAGUGAUGGAGAUGACAUGGAAGAUGAUGAUUACGAUGAUUGAUGCAAACACAUUGUUCAAGUCUUGCAUGAAGUAUUAUGUUCUCCUAUAUAUAUAGUUAAAACAAUGUCAGUUUUUAAUGUUUCAAGUGUUUUCUUUUCUGGUUGACAUGUUCAUGUUCUAAGUGUUUAAUGUGGUGACUUGUCUCUUGUAAGAAAACUUAACCUGUGAUGUCUUUUGGAUUAGAGUUUAUUUAACAUGUUUGUUUUGAUUUUAAAUUUCUUGUGGACUAGCCUUAGUUUU
Molecule: messenger RNA, 2646 nt
Organism: Arachis stenosperma
Lineage: Eukaryota; Viridiplantae; Streptophyta; Magnoliopsida; Fabales; Fabaceae
Exons: 3
Coding region: 505-2406 (633 amino acids)
Molecular function (GO): protein dimerization activity
Source: RefSeq, a predicted model, not a curated record